This is a messenger RNA of Alosa alosa (allis shad), 1821 nucleotides long. Its product is annotated as heat shock protein beta-1-like. The record is from RefSeq and is a predicted model, not a curated record. The transcript has 4 exons. Gene Ontology annotation, biological process: cellular response to unfolded protein. NCBI's taxonomy places the organism in Eukaryota, Metazoa, Chordata, Actinopteri, Clupeiformes, Clupeidae. The coding region runs from base 1047 to 1601 and encodes 184 amino acids. Gene Ontology annotation, molecular function: protein homodimerization activity. Gene Ontology annotation, cellular component: nucleus; protein folding chaperone complex; cytoplasm.
UCAGCCCUUGGCCAGAUCAAGUGUAGCAAGAAUGAAUGUCCCCUGGUUUUGUAAGCAUUGGUCGUUCCUACUGGCUCAGUUGGCGUGGAGGGUGGCCUGCCUUUGUGUGGCAUGAUAUAUGCCUCACUUUGAUUUAUGUUGUUGUCGGACAUGGCUGAAUCAAAAGCUAAGCAGGUCUGGGUAAACACGUUUUCCUAUGAAACACAACACAUGUAGAACUAAAAUAUACAUUCGUAAUAUUUUAGAUAUUAUAGAACAACUUAAAACAAAUACAUACAGUAUGUAAUGAAAAGGCAUCAAUAAGUUUAAAAGACAUACCAGACAAUAUUUUUUUGGCUGCAUCUGGGCACAUCAGUCGGCUUUCCAUCUUAACAUCUUAAGUGCAGAUGAUAAUGUAUUUCUUCCACAAAAGAGCUGCAAACGCAAUAGAUGUUACAUUCUACAUUUGGUGGAGCACUAAGGGCAUAUUGUUUUCGCACAAAGACCAAUAGGUCAGUCUUUCCAGAGAGCAAUAGACAUUCUGUUCCAAAACCCCACACCCACCCCACCUCACCACGACUACAGUACAACCACCCCACCAAUGCCAAGGGGUGGUUGCCAUGGCGAGACAAAGAGCACUAGGAUGUGACAGGACUGCAGAGGUCAUCAACAAACAACACUGUCGCUACUGUGACUGCAGUCACCCACCAACUAUUUGACAUUUCCCCUUUAAGACUAUUAAUAUAAAUAAUUAGCGUCAUUUUGCCUGGGUAACAGUGAAGUGAAAGCUCUGCCUGGGCUAUAAGGCAAUUGUCAGCUAAUAAUUCUUUUCCGCUUAAUAAGCUGUGGUAUGAAUCGAGGAGCUCUUAUAAAGGCUGUGCAGGCUGUCUUGCAGUUGCAUGAAGCUUUCAUGAGUUGAAAUAUUUUCUGGGCAUGUCUCUGGUGAUGUGGCUUUUGUAAAGAAAAUCUACCACAUUGUGCAGGCUCUCUCAGACAGUCAUUCUAUUUCAAGUCAAGACACGGAAAAAAACAGGGACAUAUUUCAUUGUUUCUCACCAAGUUGAGCCAUGGAUGACCAAAACAAGAUGAUGCCGCGUCCUCUUUUUCUGCGCGGGGACCCAUUCCACGACUGGACGAUGCCGAGCCGUCUCUUCAACAGAGACCUCGAGUUUCCACCUUUCCUGGACGAGAGGGAUCUAAACUGGCUGGAGUGGGCGCAGAAGAGGCUAGCGGCGACCUCCUGGCCUGGGUACAGACACGCUCCUGUCAUAUCUCCUCCAGGAUCGCACCCGAGCACCAGGGCUCAGUCACAAGUAACUGAGGGAACCUCAGAACUGGUCAUUGGCCAAGGGACCUGGAGAGUGUCUCUGGACAUCAAUCAGUUUACCCCUGAGGACAUCACAGUCAGGACGAAGGACGGCUACCUAGAAAUAACAGGUAAACAUGAGGAGAGGCAAGACGCACAUGGGCUGGUCUCACGGAGCUUCAAUAGGAAAUACAGACUGCAAAACAGACCCAUGCACAUCAAACAAGGAUUUAAUUAUCAUGUGUUAUACUGCCAGCUGAAGUGGACACAGAGAACAUUGUCUGCUCCGUGUCACCAGGGGGUGUGCUCUCCGUAGAAGCACCACUGCCAGCCUCUGGCACCAGACAUGUAGAAGAAAUUGUCAUCCCUAUUCAGAUGCUGCAGCAGUAGAUCACAGUCCUGCCUACACUCUUCAUUUUCUAUGACUCUCUCCCCCUCUGACUCUCUUUCUACACACACACACACACACAGCCUAUCACACUUAUGACACAUAAAGCUUUAUAUGUGUAGUAUAAUGAAUAAAUGCUUUGAAUAUC